AUGGUUCACAUUGAUUUCUCUGAAAAUUAUGCAUGCAAGUACUCAGACGAGAUCCAGUCAAUGCAUUUUGGAGGCUCCAGAAAUCAGCUUUCUCUCCAUACGGGCGUUAUUUAUCUUCGAGAUGAAGUGAUCCCAAUUUGCACUGUGUCCGAUUUUCUGCGGCACGAUCCCGCGGGUAUUUGGGCUCAUCUCACACCCAUUUUGAAAUAUGUCACAGAAGAUAGGAAUCUCACAAGCAUUCAUUUCAUAAGUGAUGGGCCAACUGCCCAAUACCGCAAUAAAAAUAACAUUUACUUGUGGGGACAUAAGAUCGCUGAGUACGGCUUCAAGAAAUCUACUUGGAAUUUCCUAGAAGCAGCACAUGGGAAAGGUGCCGCUGAUGGCGUCGGCGCUGCUGUAAAACGUGCAGCCGACCAACAGGUCAUAUUGAAAAAGAAUGACAUAACGACUUCUAUCAGCUUUUAUCUGGUGUUGCCAGCAGACGAUGAAGGCGAGCAAUUGAAACAAGCUACUGAAGAGACGUCUAAGGAGAUAACAGUUCUGGAAAAAAUUGUAUGUGUAGAAGAAUCUCUCGUUGGAGGAUAUGUGGUCGUAAACUAUGAUGGUAUGCCAUACCCUGGUGUUGUGCAAGCUGUCGCUGAAAAUGAUCUUGAAGUACAGGUUAUGCACAGAAUCGGCAGAAAUCGCUUCUUCUGGCCGAGGAUGGAAGAUGUGCUGUGGUAUAGCCAGGACAACAUUAUAACACUGCUCCAAAAAGAACCAGAGCAAGUUACGUCAAGACACCGACAGAUACCACCUCAUCUGUAGAUGUUAAUUGAGCAAGAACUCGGCCUAUAAAUGGCAUUAAAACAAAACUAGCACUUUUGAGCAACCAAUACUAUACAACACAAAUAUCAUAUGUGUUGGGUAUAAACGA
This is a messenger RNA of Dreissena polymorpha, 916 nucleotides long. RefSeq lists its product as uncharacterized. The coding region runs from base 1 to 807 and encodes 268 amino acids. The transcript is spliced from 4 exons. The record is from RefSeq and is a predicted model, not a curated record. Lineage: Eukaryota; Metazoa; Mollusca; Bivalvia; Myida; Dreissenidae.